Dama dama (fallow deer) is the source of this 1434-nucleotide messenger RNA. It is a transcript of the gene KCNS2, whose product is annotated as potassium voltage-gated channel modifier subfamily S member 2. Bases 1 to 1434 code for a protein of 477 amino acids. NCBI's taxonomy places the organism in Eukaryota, Metazoa, Chordata, Mammalia, Artiodactyla, Cervidae. The transcript has a single exon. Gene Ontology annotation, biological process: potassium ion transmembrane transport; regulation of delayed rectifier potassium channel activity; protein homooligomerization. Gene Ontology annotation, molecular function: voltage-gated potassium channel activity; protein binding. The record is from RefSeq and is a predicted model, not a curated record. Gene Ontology annotation, cellular component: voltage-gated potassium channel complex; membrane.
AUGACCGGCCAGAGCCUGUGGGACGUGUCGGAGGCCAACGUCGAGGAUGGAGAGAUCCGCAUCAACGUGGGCGGCUUCAAGAAGCGGUUGCGCUCGCACACGCUGCUGCGCUUCCCCGAGACGCGCCUGGGCCGCCUGCUGCUGUGCCACUCGCGCGAGGCCAUCCUGGAGCUCUGCGACGACUACGACGAUGCCCAGCGCGAGUUCUACUUCGACCGCAACCCGGAGCUCUUCCCCUACGUGCUGCACUUCUACCACACCGGCAAGCUCCACGUCAUGGCGGAGCUGUGCGUCUUCUCCUUCAGCCAGGAGAUUGAGUACUGGGGCAUCAACGAGUUCUUCAUCGACUCCUGCUGCAGCUACAGCUACCACGGCCGCAAAGUGGAGCCCGAGCAGGAGAAGUGGGACGAGCAGAGCGACCAGGAAAGCACCACGUCCUCCUUCGACGAGAUCCUGGCCUUCUACAACGACGCCUCCAAGUUCGAUGGGCAGCCUCUGGGCAACUUCCGCAGACAGCUGUGGCUGGCGCUGGACAACCCCGGCUACUCGGUCCUGAGCAGGGUCUUCAGCGUCCUGUCCAUCCUCGUGGUGCUGGGGUCCAUCAUCACCAUGUGUCUCAACAGCCUGCCAGACUUCCAGAUCCCUGACCGCCAGGGCAACCCCGGCGAGGACCCCAGGUUCGAAAUCGUGGAGCACUUUGGCAUCGCCUGGUUCACCUUUGAGCUGGUGGCCAGGUUUGCUGUGGCCCCCGACUUCCUCAAGUUCUUCAAGAAUGCCCUAAACCUGAUCGACCUCAUGUCUAUCGUCCCCUUUUACAUCACGCUGGUGGUGAACCUGGUUGUGGAGAGCACGCCUACCUUGGCCAACUUGGGCAGGGUGGCCCAGGUCCUAAGGCUGAUGCGGAUUUUCCGCAUCUUAAAGCUGGCCAGACACUCCACUGGCCUCCGCUCCCUGGGGGCCACCCUAAAAUACAGCUACAAGGAAGUGGGGCUGCUUAUGCUCUACCUCUCUGUGGGGAUUUCCAUCUUCUCCGUAGUGGCCUAUACCAUCGAAAAGGAGGAGAACGAGGGCCUGGCCACCAUCCCCGCCUGCUGGUGGUGGGCCACGGUCAGUAUGACCACCGUGGGGUACGGGGAUGUGGUCCCGGGGACCACGGCAGGGAAGCUGACAGCCUCUGCCUGCAUCCUGGCAGGUAUCCUGGUAGUGGUACUGCCCAUCACCUUGAUCUUCAAUAAAUUCUCCCACUUUUAUCGGCGCCAGAAGCAGCUUGAGAGCGCCAUGCGCAGCUGUGACUUCGGAGAUGGAAUGAAGGAGGUCCCUUCCGUCAAUUUAAGGGACUAUUAUGCCCAUAAAGUUAAAUCCCUCAUGGCGAGCCUGACGAACAUGAGCAGGAGCUCGCCAAGCGAACUAAGUUUAAAUGAUUCCCUACAUUAG